GUUAGGGAUAGUCAAGAUGGUGGCCACCACAGCAGAGCAUGUUGUGGCUGACGCAGGGGCAUUUCUGAAAAAAGCUCCGCUUCACGAAAUUGGGAAGAACAUUUACACUAUAAAGGACGUCGUUGAUGAAAUUCGAGAUAAACAAACCAGAAGGAACCUGGCAUUCUUACCGUACAAGCUUAACUUCAAAGAACCUUUCCCAGAGCACAUACGACUAGUAACUGAAUUCGCAAAAAAGACAGGAGAUUACCCCAGCCUGUCUGCCACAGACAUCAAGGUCUUGGCACUAACCUACCAGCUGGAGUUGGAGAAUGUCGGGGCUGACCAUCUUAAGAAAGAACCUGAAGUGAAGGUUAAAAUCUGUAGUACACAGCAGCACCCAGAGGCCCCAGUUGGUAUUGCUGGAUUCCAUCUUCCCUCCAAAAGGCCAUCUGAAAGCCCAAGCGACGGCACACCAACCCCAGCAAUAGCACAGACCCUUCAGGCAUCAGAGAGUGAGGAAUUCAACAGCUUCCAGUUCUGGAGGAGCCCCCUGCCAAAUAUUGAGGCUGACCUACGAGAGCUGUUGAGUACAGACAGAGUAGUCACAACAGACAGCUGUGAGGAGGAAGAAGAGGAGGAGGAGGAAGAGGAAGAGGAGGAUGAUGGUGGUGGCUGGAUCACUCCCAGUAAUAUAAAACAGAUCCAGAUGGAAGUGGGCAACAGGGGAACACUGGAUGAUGUUACAGUGGGCUGUGUGACGACAGAUUUCUCUAUGCAGAAUGUUCUCAUACAGAUGGGUCUUCAUGUCCUGUCAGUGAAUGGAAUGCUCAUAAAACAAACCAGAAGCUACAUUCUGCGCUGCCAUGCCUGUUUCAAAACCACCACAAACAUGAACAAAACUUUUUGCCCACAUUGUGGGAACCAGACGUUAAAGAAGGUUGCCGUCACUCUUAACGAGGAUGGCAGCGUGCAUCUGCAUUUUUCUAAAAACCCCAGAGUCCUGAAUCCCAAAGGCUUGAGGUACUCCUUACCCUUGCCAAAGGGGGGCAAGCAUGCCAACAACCCCCAACUGGUGGAAGAUCAGCACUUCCCUCAGCAGAGGUUGUCCAGAAAGGCUCGGCAGAAGACAAACGUUUUUGACCCCGAUUACCUGGCUGGCAGCUCACCGUUCUGUGAGCAUGACCUUUACAGUCGAUGUGCCAGCCUGCACCUGCGUGACAGGGACGGCCAGAGUGGAGGAGGCAGACGCCGCAUUAACCCAAAUGCUACCAGCAAGAAGUUUGUCAAGAGAAAAUGACACAUGGACUCUCCCCUGGUUGACUAUUAUUAUUUUUUUGUUUUGAGUGUGUGAACUGUGUCUAAUUGGCACUUGUGUUUGUUCUUUAUACAACAAAAAAACCUAAUAAAAGGUAAAUUACAAAAAAAAAAAAAA
Messenger RNA from Chanos chanos (milkfish), 1414 nucleotides. RefSeq names its product NIN1 (RPN12) binding protein 1 homolog (gene nob1). The transcript is spliced from 9 exons. Bases 17 to 1279 code for a protein of 420 amino acids. The record is from RefSeq and is a predicted model, not a curated record. Gene Ontology annotation, molecular function: RNA endonuclease activity. Gene Ontology annotation, biological process: ribosomal small subunit biogenesis; maturation of SSU-rRNA. Lineage: Eukaryota; Metazoa; Chordata; Actinopteri; Gonorynchiformes; Chanidae. Gene Ontology annotation, cellular component: preribosome, small subunit precursor.